AUGAAACGCCUCAUGUACCUCCUCGUUGUGUUGCUGCUCAGCUAUGUUGUCUGCGCACUUCCCUAUGACGACCAUGGCAAAAAGCGCGAUCUUGGUCCACUGAGUGAUCUCCCAGGAGGUGAUGUGAUUGUAUGGGUGGACCAGGCUGGAAAUGCUCUUGCCAACAACGUCGUGGGCGGCGGCAAUUCAGACCCAACUGCGACAGCAGACAAUUCGCCUACAACCCUUCCACCAAUAUUAUCGACUCUCGAUGGAGAUCUGGAUCUCUCUCCCGCCGUCCCACUCCCUGCAUCUACCAACCAUCCAAAGACCGGGAAUUACCGUCGCUUUGGCAUCUCCUACUCUCCGUAUAACAAUGAUGGCUCCUGCAAGUCCCAAGACCAAAUCAACGAAGACCUGGACAAGCUGGCGCAAUACGGGUUUGUCCGGAUCUACGGCGUAGACUGUGACCAGACGAACAAGGUUACCAAAGCAGCGCGACAACGCAACCUGAAAGUUUUCGCCGGUGUUUUCGACUUGCAGAAUUUCCCAUCCAGUCUUGACUACAUCACCGGGGCUGCAAAUGGGGACUGGUCCGUCUUUCACACCAUCAAUAUCGGCAACGAACUGGUCAACGAUGGUAAGAACUCGGCUGCCGAUGUCGUAAACGCAGUGAAUACAGCACGCAGCAAGCUCCGCGCGGCAGGGUACCAAGGGCCCGUGGUAACGGUGGAUGCAUUCUCAGUCAUGAUCCAACACCCCGAGCUCUGCCAAGCGUCUGAUUACUGUGCUGCCAACUGCCAUGCCUUCUUCGACAACAACAACACCCCUGAUAAAGCCGGCCAGUACGUCAAAGACCAAGCCAACAAGGUCUCCAAAGCGGCCCGCGGCAAAAAGACGCUCAUUAGCGAGUCAGGAUGGCCGCACAACGGUCAACCCAAUGGCAAGGCUGUGCCGUCUUCGCUGAACCAGCAAAAGGCGAUUGCCAGCUUGCAGCAGACGUUCACUGGCGAGGAUGAGUUGGUUCUCUUUACUGCCUUUGAUGAUCUGUGGAAGCAAGACUCCUCUGGUACAUUUGGAGCGGAGAAGUUCUGGGGCAUCCAGAAACACUGA
Aspergillus welwitschiae is the source of this 1092-nucleotide messenger RNA. RefSeq names its product putative cell wall glucanase (Scw4) (gene scw4). Gene Ontology annotation, biological process: cell wall organization. Gene Ontology annotation, cellular component: fungal-type cell wall; cell surface; extracellular region. Lineage: Eukaryota; Fungi; Ascomycota; Eurotiomycetes; Eurotiales; Aspergillaceae. The transcript has 3 exons. Gene Ontology annotation, molecular function: 1,3-beta-glucanosyltransferase activity; glucan endo-1,3-beta-D-glucosidase activity. The record is from RefSeq and is a predicted model, not a curated record. The coding region runs from base 1 to 1092 and encodes 363 amino acids.